Messenger RNA from Lycium ferocissimum, 775 nucleotides. RefSeq lists its product as uncharacterized. The transcript has 3 exons. The record is from RefSeq and is a predicted model, not a curated record. Lineage: Eukaryota; Viridiplantae; Streptophyta; Magnoliopsida; Solanales; Solanaceae. Bases 125 to 433 code for a protein of 102 amino acids.
UUUUAUUCACUCGCCUCAGCUCAUGAUCUCUUAUCACACCAUAUUUUAUCAUCCAUCAGAUAAUAUUUUGCAAUAUUGGGCUAGCUUGUGUUGGUGAUCAAGAUCAGAUAUACUAAACUAUAUCAUGAGCGACUCUUCUGCUUCAUACAUCCGAAUGGUGCAGCACCUUAUAGAAAAGUGCCUGAUUUUCAAAAUGACAAAAGAAGAAUGCAUGGAGGCACUAUCCAAGCAUGCAAACAUCAAACCCGUAAUCACUGCUACUGUGUGGAAAGAGUUAGAGAAAGAGAACAAAGAGUUCUUCGAGGAAUACUCACAAUCGCAGGACAAAGAUCGCAUGACAGAAGCAGAAACCAGUGCUAUGAUACAAAAAAUGAUAUCAGAUUCCAAAGAAUCCGACGAAGCAUGUUCUUCCAAGGAAUCGGACAAGGAUUAAUAGUAGUAACAUAUAUUAUUCCCACGAGAAAGCGAUCUAACCUUUGAGUUCUUGUUGGCAUCUAGUGUUGGUAUAUUACACUUAAUAUUCCUUCUUCACAAGCUGCCAAACUCAAAGGCAUUAAUAAUUAUAGUACUAUAUAAAUCAGGAGCAAAUUUAAUGCGUAAAUUAUGAUGCACGUGAAUCUAUGGUCUUUCCGCAAAACUAGAUGUUUUACGUACAUAUUUUUAAAAAUUGAUAUAAUAUUAUAUAUUGGCAACCAUGCUCCAAAAAGGUUGAAUGGUGCACUUAAUUGAAUGUUUAGUUAUUUAACUAGAGGAAUAGUGAUCAAUUCUAGCUUGA